This is a messenger RNA of Cryptococcus wingfieldii CBS 7118, 1923 nucleotides long. Its product is annotated as phospholipase B. The record is from RefSeq and is a predicted model, not a curated record. The coding region runs from base 1 to 1923 and encodes 640 amino acids. Gene Ontology annotation, biological process: glycerophospholipid catabolic process. The transcript is spliced from 7 exons. Gene Ontology annotation, cellular component: cytosol. Lineage: Eukaryota; Fungi; Basidiomycota; Tremellomycetes; Tremellales; Cryptococcaceae. Gene Ontology annotation, molecular function: A2-type glycerophospholipase activity.
AUGACCUCGCUUUCGUCUGCCGUAUCGCUUGCAGCUCUAGUCUCGCUUGUCACCACAGAAGUCCUUGCCACUCCCUUCACUACCCCACAUGCUCAGCUAUUGGCUGAGAGAGGGUUGGGAGACAAAAGCUACACCCCAUACGAGGUGUCGUGUCCCACCACCUGGACAUGGGAAGGCCUUGCUACUGUCGAAAAACAGUACAUCAACGAGCGACACAAGCUCGUGGGUCCAGCAGUCGAAAAGAUGAUGGCUGCUCGGGGUCUCGAGAAUCCACCUCGGAUACCCAAUAUAGGUGUGGCACUUUCAGGAGGAGGCUAUCGAGCCAUGUUGGUCGGCCUCGGUGGAGUCAUGGGUCUCAUGAAUCAAAGCCAGGAAGCCUCAGAAAGCGGCACCGGGGGCUGGCUCGAAGCUGUGACUUACUGGUCGGGCCUAAGUGGUGGAAGCUGGGCCACUGGAUCUUUCAUGGCGAACGGCGGUCCCCUUCCCAGCAGUCUCAUUGACAGCCUAUGGGAUCUCAGUUCCAACUUGAUCUAUCCCAGUGAGAACAAGGUCUCCUUCUACUCUGAGCUUUACACAGAGGUCACCGCCAAGCAAGACGAACACUUUCCUGUUCAAGUGACUGAUCUUUGGGGUCUCGCUCUUGGCUCCCACCUGCUUCCAGAAGACUAUCAGCUGGACAACAGUCCCAACUUUACGAUAUCAAGUCUGCCCCAGAUGAUCCCAGCCAUUGCCAACGCUAGUCUCCCCAUGCCUAUCAUCAUUGCUGCCCAACGUGAACAGGGCGAGCUUGUCAUUGCCGAGAAUGCAACGGUCUAUGAGUUCACGCCGUACGAAUUCGGUUCUUGGGCAUUCGGCAGCAACUACAAAAGCGCCGGUGCGUUCACGUCUGUGGAGUACCUCGGCACAUCCCUCGACAAUGGUGCUGCGAACGGCACCUGCUGGAAGGGUUUUGACCAGCUCUCCUUUGUCAUGGGUACCUCUGCCACCCUCUUCAACAGCGCUUGGCUCGCGCUCAACCAGUCCGACACUGGCCUCGUCGGCGACCUCCUCCAAAGCAUCCUCGAAGACCUCGGCGACAGCCAAGUCGAUGUCUCUCGCAUCCUUAAUCCCUUCGCCAACUACAACACGGGCGAGAACCCUGUAUCUUCAUUCGAGUACAUCACUCUCAUAGACGCCGGGGAGACCAAUCAAAACAUCCCGUUCGAGCCGCUCAUCGCACCCUCGAGAAACGUCGAUGCCAUCAUCGCUUUCGAUGCGUCUUUCGAUACGAACACCACUUGGCCUAAUGGGACCGCGCCCCGGACGACCUUUGAGAGGGCUAUGGUACUGGCACAGUACCAGGAUGUGGAAGUCAGCAUGCCCGAGGUGCCGAGUCAGAACGGCUUUAUCAACGGAGGUUACAACUCUCGCCCAACACUCUUUGGAUGCAACCGAACGGACACGCCCAUUGUGGUGUACGUGCCAUCCUUCCCAUGGAGCUAUGGGGCAAACACUUCUACAUAUCAAAUGUCAUAUGACAAUGACGAAGCUCUCGAAGUGAUGCUAUCGGGCAUGCGGUCUCUCACCCUCAACGGCUCCGUCGAAACGUGGCCCACCUGUCUCGCAUGUGCCCUGACCGACCGCGCAUUUGCAUACACCUCCUCCAACCGCUCUUCCACCUGCCAGACAUGCUUCGACACAUGGUGUUGGGACGGCACUGACGACACGAGCGAGCCCGAGGAGUAUGCCCCAAAUAUUGGUGGUGUGCCGCCUUGGUUGACCGAGAAGGGGUUGAGCAUAGGGGUGCAAGAUGCGCCUUCUAGCGACACUUCUAGAAACUCUUCAUCCGAGUCUGGGGGCUUCAGAGUGGCCGGUAGCGUGCCUUGGGCAAUGUCGAUGGCGUUAGCAGCAGCAGGUGUUGCGGCCUUGGCCCUCGACCUGUAA